GUAACAAGAAAUACAAUGCGGCAGUAGACUGGUGGUCAUUAGGGAUAAUACUCAGUGAAAUGGCCACUGGAAGAUCCCCAUUUGAUGACCACUACCACCAACAGGAUGUGAGAAGUUCCAUCCUCACUGAGAAGCCGGUGUUUCCUGAGGGGAUGAGCACAACAUUGCAAGAUCUCCUGCAGAAGCUUCUGAAGAAACAGCCGCACAAACGUCUUGGGGUGAAUGGAAAUAUAAGGGAACAUUCACUCUAUAGGAAAACUAAUUGGGAAGACGUUGAAAGGCAAAGGAUUUCACCACCAAUUAGAUUUGAAGCUGAUUGCUGUGACUUUAUAAGUGCCGACCUGCCAUUCCUGAAUGGCAACACCGCUGUGGAUUCAGAUGACUGCAUUCUCGAAUGCUUUACAUUUGUGAAUCCCAGCUGGCAGGAGUAAGUAAGUAUGUGCUGCCACGACUUGGCUACUGACAUCUAGCUGGUCAUUCACCUGGCACCUUUAAGUCAUUCAGCACACUGGCUAGCUUCUCAACCAUUUUGUCUGCCCUUACCACCCUCUGAGUUGUCCACUUGCUCACCAGAAAUUUACCAACACCUACUCAAGCCCGUCUUUAGCAUGGCAUGGUACCUGAUGCACUUAAUCAUUCAAAUGCAUUUUUUAUCUGUGUCCAUCAAAGUCUACAUCACAUGACCAUACAAAGUGGCUUUAUCUCUGCCACUACUAUCUGCAAAAGUGACUGGACCACUAAGGAUAUUUGCCCCAUGGUUACACACAUGUCCAUACCACUGCCUGCCCCUCUAGACCAUGCUGCCGCUUGUUCCUACUGACGGGAUCACUGCCUGCUUGAUCCUACCUGUUCCAUCUAGCGAUAUCACUGCCUUUUUCAUUAGACUUUACCUGGUCCACCUGGUUCUACCAUCAUUGGCCUUACCACCAAAAACAGCACCUUAUUUAAAAAUCACUAUUUUUGCUGAUUAAACUUUCUGUGCAGUUGUCCCCACUUCUGA
Xenopus tropicalis (tropical clawed frog) is the source of this 1000-nucleotide messenger RNA. RefSeq names its product protein kinase C theta type-like. Lineage: Eukaryota; Metazoa; Chordata; Amphibia; Anura; Pipidae. The record is from RefSeq and is a predicted model, not a curated record. The coding region runs from base 60 to 431 and encodes 123 amino acids. The transcript is spliced from 3 exons. Gene Ontology annotation, molecular function: ATP binding.